This is a messenger RNA of Aethina tumida (small hive beetle), 1563 nucleotides long. RefSeq names its product protein prenyltransferase alpha subunit repeat-containing protein 1 (gene temp). Gene Ontology annotation, biological process: protein prenylation. Gene Ontology annotation, cellular component: cytoplasm. Bases 133 to 1446 code for a protein of 437 amino acids. Gene Ontology annotation, molecular function: protein prenyltransferase activity. The transcript is spliced from 3 exons. Lineage: Eukaryota; Metazoa; Arthropoda; Insecta; Coleoptera; Nitidulidae. The record is from RefSeq and is a predicted model, not a curated record.
CGACUUCUAUGUAUGUUUUCUAUGUAUUAUGUGGGCAGCAUGAUUUGACAGCAUUGUACACCCACUGAUAAGUACGUUUUCUUAUUAAAUGUACAAAUAAUGCGUAUUAUCGUUCAAAAAUAAAUUUUGAAAAUGGAGCACGACAAUUCUAUGUCUGACCGUAUUUUACGUAAAUUGGAGGACAUCAUAAACAGUGAUACAGAAUUAAAAGACUUUACAAUAGUAAUUACCGAAGAAAAUACCAGAAAUAAAUGCCCGGUACUUUAUGCUGAACACAGCCUUGGUUUAGAAUCUUGGUGUGUUAAACAUGUGUACCAGUAUGUGUGUGCUGAAUUAUUUGAAACUAGAGCCAAGUUAGCCAAAGGUAAAUUAACAUUUGAAAAAAUGAAGUCUCUUAAUAAAUUACUUAUUGGUGCUCUUUUAAUUAACACUGAUGUGGCAACUUUUUGGGCAAUGAGGAGAGAACUAAUUGAAUCAGAUGUUCUAAGUAUAGAAGAAGAAUUAUUUUUUUCCAAAAUUGUUUUAACUUAUAAAAGUAAGUCUAAUGAAACAUUUUCUCACAGAAAAUGGUUAUUAAAUAAGUUAUUUAAAAAAUGCAAACAUGAUCAGACAUUCAUAAUUAAUAAAUUUGAGGAAGAGUUUGCUGUAACUGAAAUGGCAGCUGGAUAUAGUGCUAACAACUAUCAUUGUUGGAAUCAUAGAAUUUGGUGUAUGGAGAAUUUAGUAAAUAAAUUAGAACUGAGCAUUGUGCUUCCCAUUAUAGAAAAACAACUACAAUUUUCAUCAAAAUGGAUACAAUUACAUGUUUCAGAACAUACCGGAUAUCAUUAUCGUCAAUAUUUAAUAAAUUUAUCACAGAAGAAUGAAUAUGUAGCCCACAUCAGCCAGUAUUAUUUUAAAAGAAUUAAACCUUUUCUAAAAGUUAUUAAAGAUUCUGUUUCAACUUUAAAUUUUUUGAUGCCAAAACUUAAUUUACCUGAAAAAGACUUGGCUAACACAAUGAAUGUAAUUUCUUUAUUAUUGUAUGAUUUACUGUGUCUAACAAACAAUUUGAAUUUUUUAUUUGAUGGCCAUGAGAGUUUAUGGUAUCAUAGAAGGUUUAUAAUCUAUAAGUUAAUUAAAUUGAUAUAUAAUUCUUAUAAAAUACCAUUCCAGUUUAAGCAACUAAAUUGUACUUACAAACAUCCAACUUGUUGUAAUUUUGUAGAAAGUUGUUUAUAUUCUCAACUUACAAAUGUUCCUUCUUCUACAUCAGGUGAAAAAUUGCCAAAAAUAAUCAAAUACUUUCCCAUUAAAUUUGAAUCGCCCCUUUAUACAAUGAUUGUUAACUGGGAACGGGAUUUUAUUCGUCAAAAUAAGGAAAAUAUAAAUAAUUUAAUACAAGUGGAGUUUGCAAAAAGACAUGAAAAAUGGUUAUUAUUGUUCUUAAAUAUUAAUUUAGAGUAAAAUUGUUAAAAUCAUUCAAACAUGUUUAAUUAUAAUAUUAUUUAAAUUAUUUGUACAGACAUACAUUUGUUAAUUUUUAUAUUUUCUAUACCAAAAUAUACGAAUAUUAAAAAUAAA